CACCACCGUGCCAGAUGGAGCGCAAUCACCGCGAGGACCAAUGCAAUGAAAUCGAGGCGCUCGAUUCGAUCUACUGUGGUGAGCUGGAGGUGUUGGAAACGGAACCGCACAAGUUUCGGCUACCGAUCGCCACCACCGAGUACGAUCCGGAGGUGGAAACGGAAGGCCUCUCCUGCCAGCUCCUGUUCACAUACACAGAAAAAUAUCCCGACACAGCACCGUUGGUGGAGAUCGAGGAACCGACAAACUUCCAGGAUGGCUACGAGGAGGAACUGUUGGAACACAUCCACAAAACGAUAGAGGAAAACAUUGGCAUCGAGAUGAUUUUCUCGCUGGUAUCGUCCGCACAGGAAUGGCUAAACGUGAAGUACGACGAGCUGAAAAAUGCGGCCGAAACUGCCAAGGAGGAAGCAAAACGGAGGGUCGAAGAGGAAGAGAUGAAAAAGUUCGAAGGAACGCGCGUCACGGUAGAAUCGUUCAUGGUGUGGAAAAUGCAGUUCGAGCAGGAUAUGGGAAUUACGGAACGGAAGGAAAAGGUGGCGGCCGAAUCCCGCAAGCUAACCGGAAGGGAACUGUUCCUCAACGACAAUACACUGAACGAGUCCGAUCUGAAGUUCCUGAUGGAUGCCGGGGAAUCGAUUGAAAGUGUGCGUAUCGACGAAUCGCUCUUCCAAAACAUUGAUGAUCUGGAUCUGGAUUCCGACACGGACGACGAGGAUUACGUGCCAGAGUAGGCGCUUGUUGGGAGCGGAUAUCGGAUGGAUUUUGCUUGUUGCUUGUGGAGACUGUCAACUGCCGAAAUACAGUGAAAGUUAUUCCUUA
Messenger RNA from Anopheles maculipalpis, 822 nucleotides. RefSeq names its product RWD domain-containing protein 1. Gene Ontology annotation, biological process: cytoplasmic translation. The record is from RefSeq and is a predicted model, not a curated record. Lineage: Eukaryota; Metazoa; Arthropoda; Insecta; Diptera; Culicidae. The transcript has a single exon. The coding region runs from base 15 to 734 and encodes 239 amino acids. Gene Ontology annotation, molecular function: protein binding.